This is a messenger RNA of Podarcis raffonei (Aeolian wall lizard), 1200 nucleotides long. Its product is annotated as CD276 antigen homolog. Bases 250 to 1200 code for a protein of 316 amino acids. The transcript is spliced from 7 exons. The record is from RefSeq and is a predicted model, not a curated record. NCBI's taxonomy places the organism in Eukaryota, Metazoa, Chordata, Lepidosauria, Squamata, Lacertidae.
AACAGAAGCCACACCUGAUGCUCCCUAUAUACCUGGCCAGAAAUAUUCAUGAAUUUUGUGAGCAGGAGCCACGUGAUCCUUCUCUUCUUUGGUCCAUUGAUCUUCUCUUCCCUGGACAAAUGAAGCUGUCCUUCUCAGGGUGGUGAAACAGAUGCCUCAAUGCCCAUAAGCAGGACCUGAGCUCAACAGGCGCAGGUCUCCCCAUCGUUGAGUCCCAUAAAGGGGCAUUCUGGUGCCUCACUGUUGCUCAUGGCUCUCUGCACCUCUGGAGAGAUACGAUGGAGGAUUUUUCUCACAGAAGGCCUCUUCUUCAGACUAUUGCUCUACGCUUCCCUGGAAACUUCAAGCCAUGCAGAGGGGAAUCCAACCCAUCAGCUGAAGGGGAUCCUGGGAGGAUCAGUCUUGUUUCCUGCCAAUGUAUCUCUAGGAAUAACAGUGGAGAAAAUGGAAUGGGACUUUCUACCCCAAAGGGGUGGCCUGGGCUUUUGGCUGGGGGAAUUCAGUCAUGGGAAACUGGAGCACCCAAGUCCCACUGACCGGUUUGGACAACGGCUAGACAUGGUGGACGAGACAACACUGAGGAUCAAAGACCUGGAGUUGGAUGACAGUGGGAUCUACAAUGCUCGCAUCUGGUUUACUAAAUCACAAUUUCAAGAGCAGAGUUUCAGCCUCACUGUUUAUGAGCUGGAACCACAAUUACUCCAUCAAGUGGUAUCCAGUACUCCAGAGGGAUGUUAUGUGACCCUGCAAUGCCAGACACCUGGAGGGGAAGAACUCAAGGUCUCCUGGGAAAGAGGGAAUCCCCCCAGGGCCUUAGAAAGCAGCCUGGAUGAGUUCCAGCUUUCUGAUGGUGGGAGGCAGCUCCAUAUCUUCUGGAAGACCAACCCUUUUGACUCCACAUUCACUUGUCUGGUCAGCAACCCUGUCAUUGAAAAGAGAGCCUCAUUUGAUUUGUUCCAUGUCUGCCCAAGUAUUGAAGGUGAACACAUUGGAACCCAGAAGAUCCUGAGUCUUAUUUCUGGUCUCUCUGCAGUUUUUUUGUUGGGAAUUGUGAUUCUGCUUGCAGUAUGCCAGUGGAGAAAAAUGCAUCAAGGAGAAAGUGUCAGUAGGCUUCCAGAGAAGGGGAAAAAUGUUAUUGCACACCAGAACUCAGAAGAGAGGCACUCACAACUUCCUGCUUUUCAGGGAAAGGGCUUGUGA